GACGCGGACGACACGCAGAGAGACGCCGGGUCAACGCGCCAGGUAGCAACGCCUCGGGACAGCCGUCGACGUUUCCUUCGUCGCCGUCCUCGUCCUAGCCGCCGUCGGGGUGGUGCCCUGGUCCCUUCUCUCUAGAGCGCGGGAUGACAACCAUGGGGUCCUUCCACGCCGCAUCCGGGAGCCUCGUCCUCCUCGCGGCCACGGUCGUCCUGCUGCCCGCCACGCAUCGCGCACCGUUUGCAUACGCCGCAACUGGCGGCGGCAGUAUGCUGGGCGACGUGAACAUUUCUGCGAUACUAGACUCCUUUUCCAUCAGUUACGAUAAAAGAGUAAGGCCGAACUACGGAGGUCCUCCCGUCGAGGUGGGCGUCACCAUGUACGUCUUGAGUAUCAGCUCCCUAUCCGAAGUGAAAAUGGACUUCACGUUGGAUUUUUACUUCCGACAAUUCUGGACGGAUCCACGACUCGGGUUCAAGCAAAGACCGGGCGUCGAGACACUCAGCGUCGGCUCGGAAUUUAUCAAGAACAUUUGGGUACCCGACACCUUCUUUGUCAACGAGAAGCAGUCAUACUUUCACAUCGCUACCACCAGCAACGAGUUCAUUCGCAUUCACCACUCGGGAAGCAUAACGCGUAGCAUACGCUUAACAAUUACAGCGUCGUGUCCCAUGAACUUGCAAUAUUUCCCGAUGGACCGGCAAUUGUGCCAUAUCGAGAUCGAGAGCUUCGGAUACACGAUGAGGGACAUCCGGUACAAGUGGAACGAGGGCCCGAACAGCGUCGGGGUCAGCAACGAGGUCUCCCUGCCUCAGUUCAAGGUCCUCGGUCAUCGUCAGCGUGCCAUGGAGAUUAGUCUUACCACCGGGAAUUACUCGCGGCUGGCCUGCGAGAUCCAGUUCGUACGGUCGAUGGGCUACUACCUGAUCCAGAUCUACAUACCCUCGGGGCUGAUUGUCAUAAUAUCGUGGGUGAGCUUUUGGCUAAACCGAAACGCGACCCCCGCUCGGGUGGCCCUCGGAGUAACCACUGUGCUCACUAUGACGACCCUAAUGUCCUCGACGAACGCGGCGCUACCAAAGAUCUCCUACGUCAAGUCCAUCGACGUCUAUCUGGGCACCUGCUUCGUCAUGGUCUUUGCCUCGUUGCUCGAAUACGCCACGGUGGGCUACAUGGCGAAGAGGAUUCAGAUGCGGAAGAAUCGCUUCCAAAAGAUUGCCGAGAGCAUGAAGGCCGCGAGCGAGAAUCCAGGACCGCCGCGCGUGCCCGGCGAUCAUGGCGAUCACGCGCCUAAGCAAACUGAGGUGCGGUUCAAGGUGCACGACCCAAAGGCACACAGCAAAGGUGGGACACUUGAGAACACCAUAAACGGUCGCGCCGAUGAGGAAUCGGCGGGCGCGCCGCAACAUAUUAUUCAUCCUGGCAAAGACAUCACCAAGCUCUACGGUAUGAGUAGACCAUGCAUCACGCCGUCGGACAUCGACAAGUAUUCCCGCAUCGUGUUCCCAGUGUGCUUCGUCUGCUUCAAUCUGAUGUACUGGAUCAUUUAUCUCCACAUCAGCGACGUGGUUGCAGACGAUCUCGUGCUGCUCGAGGAGGCGAAGUAAACGACGACGUCGAGGCGCUUCGUAUCGAGAAGAAGGGAGAGCAAAAAGUACAGGCGGAAUCGAGCACUUGAAGGAGGGACAAGACGAGAGAGCCGGUUCGUAAGGAAGAAGGAAGACGAGAAAAAAAACGGUGCGGAGGAACGCGAAUCCCAGGCGCGUUUGGUGGCCACUUCGAGGCGCAAGUAGUAAAAGCGAACGACAAGCGAGACCAGCUCGCGAGCAGGAGAGCGCUUCAUGUCCAUCUCGAGGACGCUCAGCGACUUCUUUCGCGACUGCGAAGUUAACAGCGGGCGUAUUAGACUCGGAGUAAGACCACUUACUCGCGAUCUAACGGAAAGUAUGUAUAAAAGAAAAAAGCGAACGCUUUCGUGUCGCUCCGAAAGAGACGCGGCUGACCAAACGCGCGCUCCAACUACUGCGUGGUGGCUUCUGUCGCGAUUAUUACUCCAGACAAAGAUGCUCUCGUUCGUCAAUCAACGAUCGACCUCGCGUAAAGUCUCGGCUAACGUCUCGCUCUCCACGAGGUGUCUUCGUUAAAAGACUCAUAUAUAUAUAUUAUAUAUCUAUAUAUAUAUAUAUAUAUAUAUGUAUAGACACGUGUGUCGCGCGAUGUACAAGGAUACCUAUAUUACAUAUGUCGCGGCGUAAACGGGCAAAACAGAGGCUCAAAAAUUUCCGAAAGCGAAUCUCUACGAGCAUACAUACCAUAAAACAUUGCCAGGUAUUUCUAGGUAUUCCUAGUUCUUAAACGGAGAAAAUACCUUCGAUAUAAACACUUGUCAAUUUAGCCACCAUUAUAUAGUAACGUUAACUAACGCUAAGGACAACACCGAGACUCGUCGGUUUGAAGCGACAGUUCAAUCGAGAACGGCUCGAGGGGAGACGGAAAAAUAUAGGAUUAUCGACGUUCGUCGAGGUCGAGGAUAAAUCGUCGCUCUGUCACGCCGUCUGCAGCGCUCGUACGCGGACGGAGGAAACGUAGCGGAAAUCGUGCGGUGGCAUGUGUGUGCGUGCAUGCGAGCGAGCGAGAAAGAGAACGCGAGAGAGAGAGAGAGAGAGAAAGAGAGAAAGAAUGACACGAGCGUGAAUGUGUGCGUGAAGGUGAGCGCGGAAUGAAGAAACGACGGACAGGAAAGUUCAUAUUCCGAAUGAAGAUAUAAACGAUGUACUAUUGGAGACUGGUGCGACUUAUUACUUAAGUAAGUACAGUAUAAGUAUAUGUAUAUUAACCAUAUAUAUAUGUAUAUAUAUAUAUAUAU
Messenger RNA from Nylanderia fulva, 2863 nucleotides. It is a transcript of the gene Rdl, whose product is annotated as Resistant to dieldrin. The record is from RefSeq and is a predicted model, not a curated record. Gene Ontology annotation, biological process: monoatomic ion transmembrane transport. Gene Ontology annotation, cellular component: membrane. Gene Ontology annotation, molecular function: GABA-A receptor activity; extracellular ligand-gated monoatomic ion channel activity. Lineage: Eukaryota; Metazoa; Arthropoda; Insecta; Hymenoptera; Formicidae.